Molecule: messenger RNA, 3916 nt
Organism: Solea senegalensis (Senegalese sole)
Lineage: Eukaryota; Metazoa; Chordata; Actinopteri; Pleuronectiformes; Soleidae
Product: protein kinase C-binding protein NELL1-like
Exons: 20
Coding region: 75-2495 (806 amino acids)
Molecular function (GO): calcium ion binding; protein binding
Source: RefSeq, a predicted model, not a curated record
CGGACCACAGCGGGUUUGUGGAUACACAGCGGAGCGCACGACUGAGGACACUGCACAGUGCAACUCCAACACAAAUGGAUAUUUACGUGGCUUUGUUAUACCUUUUCUUUUUUACCAAAACAGCUUUUGGAUCAGAUCAAGAUUACCAGAUUGAUAUCAUCAAUGAACUUGACCUGGCAAAUGCUACUUACGGAAUUACCCAAGUGGCGGGGCUUCACAACAGCAGCAAAGCCUUCCUUUUUCGAGAUGUUGGAAGAGCAGUUCACGCCCCAGCACACAUCACAGAGAAAGUGGUGCAGCUGUUCAGGAGUAAAACUGAGUUUACCUUCUUGGCUUCUGUCCAGCAGAAGUCCUCUACAUCAGGAGUCAUAUUCUCCAUCCACGAGUCAGAACACAGUUACUUUGAGCUGGAGAGCAGCGGUGUGAGAGAAGAGAUCCGCUACCACUACCGCUUCAAAGGCAAGCCGCGCUCUGAGUCCUUUCCUUACCGCCUGGCCGAUGGACAGUGGCAUAGGAUCGCCCUCACCAUCAGCGCCUCCCACCUACUGCUUCAUGUUGACUGUAACAGGAUUUAUGAGCGGGUGAUAGACCCUCCUCAGAUGGAGCUCACCCCCGGCAGUGGAGUGUGGCUGGGCCAGCACGGCCACAAGCACGGCCUGUUCAAGGGCAUUAUCCAGGAUGUGAAGCUGAUUUUCACUCCAAAUGGCUACAUCACACAGUGUCCUAACCUUAACCGCACUUGUCCGACAUGCAGUGAUUUCUUGAGCCUUGUGCAAGGCAUCAUGGACCUUCAGGAGCUCCUGGCCAAGAUGACCCUGAAGUUGAACUACGCUGAGUCCAGGCUGACCCAGCUGGAGGGCUGUCACUGCGAGAGGACCUGCAGUGCCAACAAUAUGGUGUACCGGGAUAAGGAGCUGUGGGUGGAGCAAGAGAACUGCAGGAACUGUGCAUGUAAGAAUGGUGUGGUGGAGUGUCGUAGGAUUUUCUGUCCUCCUGCAAACUGCUCUGAGGACUCACUGCCUGUACAUGUUGACGGGACAUGUUGUAAGAAAUGCAGACCAAAAUGUUCCUACAUGGGACAAGAUUUUGCUGAAGGCCAGCACCUUUUAUCCGAGAGCUGCAGGGAAUGCAAGAAUGGCCUGAUGGUGAAAAUAACAGAAAUGUGCCCAGAGAUCAACUGCACUGUCAGUGAGCAGAUAUUACCUGAUGGUAGAUGCUGCAAUGUUUGUCGAGGUUACGACUUCUGCGCAGAGGGACUCAUUUGUGGAGAAAACUCUGAGUGUAAAAACCGGAAUACUAAAGCAGAGUGUGAAUGCAAGAGUGGCUACGCCUCAAUCCACGGGGAUUCAACUUACUGUGAAGAUAUUGAUGAGUGUGCGACCCAGAUGCAUUACUGCCAGUCCAACACGAUGUGUGUCAACCUGCCUGGCAGCCAUGGCUGUGACUGUCUGCCAGGAUUCAUCAGAGUAGACGAGUACUCCUGCACUGAGCAUGACGAGUGUGCCAGCAGCCAGAGUUUGUGUGAUGAGAACGCCAUCUGCACCAACACCAUCAGAGGACACCUGUGUACCUGCAAGCCGGGCUACGUGGGCAAUGGUACCAUCUGCAGAGCCUUUUGUGAAGAAGGAUGCAGGAGUGGAGGAACCUGUGUGUCUCCAAACACAUGUGUCUGUCCCUCAGGAUUUACAGGACACCGCUGUGAGACAGAUAUUGAUGAGUGUGCAGAGGGCCUUAUUGAGUGCCACAACCACUCCCGCUGUGUCAACCUGCCUGGCUGGUACCACUGUGAAUGCAGGAAUGGUUUCCAUGACAAUGGCUCUUACCUACUUGAUGGGAGCUCCUGCUUUGACAUUGAUGAGUGCAGUUCACAGACACACACCUGCUGGAACGACAGUGUGUGUGUAAACCUCCCAGGAGGCUACGACUGUGUGUGUACAUCUGGUCCCGGCUGCAGUGGCGACUGCCCACAGGAAGAAGGAAUCAGACACAAUGGAGAAGACUGGAAACCCAGCUUUGACCACUGCACCAUAUGCUCCUGCAAGGAUGGGCAGACAUACUGCAGAAAGAGACCCUGCGACUGCGGAGACCCAAACGAGGAUCUGUUCUGCUGUCCCAACUGUGACAACAGGCCUAGCAGUCAGUGCCUGGACAAGAUAGGACGCACACUUUACCGCAGCGGAGCGUCCUGGAUGGACGGCUGCCAGCAGUGCCGCUGCAUGGAGGGGGAGGUGGACUGCUGGCCUCUGGUUUGCCCAGUGUUGCUGUGUGAGUACACAGCGGUGGCAGAGGGUGAGUGUUGCCCGCGUUGCGUCACAGAUCCUUGCCUGGCCGACAACCUGUCAUAUGACAUCCGGCAGACAUGCCAGGACCCUGCUGGUGUCGCCCGCCUCAGUGGAGACACAUGGCUUAUGCCCAACUCACCCUGCACUACCUGCAAGUGUAAGAACGGGAAUGUUUGCUGCUCAGUGGAUCUCGACUGCCUUCAGAACAACUAAAGUCCCCCCCAUGACCCUCUUCUCACUAUGGGACUGCCACGCCCCCUCCUCCAUCUGCUGACUCUCUCCUUGGAUCCAUAUAAAAGACUCAUGCACACACACACAUGCUGGUGUGAGCACAGAAAAUACAGACAGACUGGGCAAACUGAGGGACUGAGGCUGUUUGCAACUCUCUCAGCAAACUGUGUGGGUGUGUGCCUCUGUGUGUGAAUGUGUGUGGGGGAGUCCCACUCACACCAGUCACUGUGUUGUGUACGUGUUUUGUGUCCAUUUCUCUACAUGUGUUCAGCAUCACAUGUUGAACUGAAACCAGAGACAAGCAGCUCAGUGGUACAAAUACAUUGGAUUUGCAGCUGGACAGAACUUGUAGUGCUCCAGCUGUCAGUCAAUUAGUGUUGUGGUCAAUCAGAAGUAGUGCAUCCUCUGUGCAAUAUUCUUUUACUGAAACAGGAUGAAGUUAAAAGUAGAAACAAAUGUCAAGAAAAUUGCCCCCAACACUAUUACACUGCAGGUUUAGUUUUCCACUCUGUGCAGUUUCAUCUUCAAUGGUUUUAAAUCUUAAAUUUGGAAAUCAAGAAGGAUUUUACAUUAUGCAGUGUGGGUAGAAUAUGAAUAGAGUGGUAAAUAUUCUUUAUGGUAUCUCAUGUUGUAAUGCUUCAUCAAGUCAUGAAUCAAUUGCUACAUCCGUUAUAAUCAUAAUUAGAAAUGUCCCUCAAUAAAUGUUUUGUCAUACUUUCUUAGUAUUUUACUCUACCUUAACCUAAAUGACAUGUAAUGUAAUGUUAACCUAUGGGUUGACCAGAUGGACCCAGUCAUCCAAAGCAACAUUUAGUCUGUGGUAAAACUGGUGAAAAUAUGAAUCAUGUAUCAUAUGAACAGCAUGUAUCCUGCUUUAGUGCAUCUGUAGAUUGAUGUUUUUUUUCUGGCCAAAUGUAGAGUUAUAACACAAAUCUCUUCACACUCUGUUGUGAAUGUUCUACAAAGUGUUUUACUGAUCUCUGCAAUAUCCAAGAUUUCCCUAAUAUCUGGUAUUUUGACAAACUAUUGUAAGCAGAUGUUCAGUUGAACAUUCACUAAAAUCAACUCGUAAGAUCAGAUACUUUCAUAAAUACUGAUUGGCCUUUUUUAAAUUAGUUUUCCAUCAUAAUUUGAAAAGGACACCACAACAUAAACUAUCAAGUGAGAGACCAUCAUAUGUCUUAUAGUUUUCAAUGGUAUUUAAACUUUUUGUUUAAGAGCAACAUCUUGUGAACUGUGAACUGAGAAAAUAUUUUUUAAAUGACAUCUCUUGACUUUUGCACUAGUUUCAAGUUGUUCUUUUUUUUUGCUGAAGCUUUAAGCUACAUCUGAAUACACACUCUAUUUUGGUCCUUGUGAGGCUGGUAAAUCAAUAGAGAUAAAAUAAAGAAUCCUAAACAACA